Messenger RNA from Ilex paraguariensis (yerba mate), 1949 nucleotides. Lineage: Eukaryota; Viridiplantae; Streptophyta; Magnoliopsida; Aquifoliales; Aquifoliaceae. The record is from the annotation of a GenBank genome assembly.
GCUCCAAGUCCAGCGUUUGUAUAAAUACCAGUAACGAAAGGUCUUCUCUCUUCUCUCUUCUCACGCACUCACACAUCUCUGGAUACUGAGAUAUCAGAAACCAAUUCUGAUCCAGUUGGUUUCUGACUCGAAUGGCUGUCUCAAAGCUCUUCUUCGUAUUAUUUUUAGCCCUAAUUAUCACAAAACUUACAGCCGAAGCCUCAGAUUCAGAAACCAGCGACGACGACAUCGACGUCGUUUUCAAACCGGGGGUCCCAGAUUCCUCUCUCAACGCCGAACUUCACCAACUCAAGUCAAAAAUUUCAUUUCUAGAAUCCAACAUCUAUGAGAGAAUCCACGAAUUACAAAGCAAAGAUGAGAGCAUUAAAGAGCUGGAGCAGAUGAUUCAAGAGAGAUCAACUACAUUGACUUCACUGCAGAGUGAAAUACAAUCACUUCAGAAAAAAGGAUCUUUAGAUGCUAAUGAGCAGGUGGCAAAGUUUCAUGCACACGCUGGUGAACUGCAGAAGCAGGUUCGCAACCUUAAUCAAGAUAUAGAAACACAGGAGAAGAAAAAAGGCGAGUUAGAAGCCAAAGCUGUUUUAUCUGAGGAUAAAAUCAAGGAAUUGAAUUUAAACCUUGAAAGUCUCCAGAGGAUUAAUUAUGACCAGAAGGCCAGAAUUCGUAGAACUGAACGUGCUCUUCAAGUGGCGGAGGAAGAAUUGAUGAAAGCUAAAUUGGAGGCCAGUUAUACAGCUAAAGAACUAACAGGGGUUCAGGAAGCAUGGCUUCCAGCUUGGCUUGCAGUCCAUUUAGUUCAUUGUCAGUCCUUCAUAGUGACCCAAUGGAAUGUGCGUGGGAGACCAGCCUUGGAUGUGACGAUUGAAAUGGCAUUGAAAAAAAAAGCUCAAGUUGAGAGAUGGUUGGAGCCUCACGUUGAUACAUUCACAACAAAAUGGAUCCCAAUCAUCAAGGAACAAUGGUUUGCCUUUCUAACUAACAUUGGGCCAUGUGUGGAAUCUCUUACUGUUAAAACCAUCGACAUUUACCAUAAGUCCAAGAAAUCUCUCGGUUCUCAUUUUGUCAAAGUACAAAAUAUGAUGGAGCCACACAUUCAGGAAACCAAGAAGUUCACAAAGCCAUACAUUGAUCAAGUUUCAAUGUUGAUGAAACCCCAUGUUGAUAAAGCCCAUGUUGUCUUGAAGCCCUACACAAAGAAAGUACUUCGUACUUACAGAAAGUUCACGAAAACUUUCAUCAUGUACCAUCGUCAGGUCCAAGCUACAAUUCGUCAAACACUGAAAGAUCACGAGCUCACAAAACCUCUUGCAACUGAUCAGAUAGUCUGGUUAAUGGCAUAUCUUGUAAUGGCUCUGCCUUUAAUCUUUCUUUUUGAAAUGGCAUCAGGGACUUUCCGUAAAAAGCCAAAGAAGCAUGCUCGUACUUCUCACACCAGCCACACACGUCGUAGGACUAAACGGACACACCCUAAGGAGUGAAGUUCCAUGAAGAAGUUCAGUGCAUUUUAACACUUAAAAGCUUUGCUCAUCCCUGUUUGCAGUGCCUCUGCGCUCUCCCUGGUUUUUUUUCAUCUCAUCUGUUUAUAUAUUUAGUAUUUGCCUCGAGGAGAUCCCCAGUGCCUUGAACAUGUUGAAGGGAUUUGGAGAUAUUCAAUGGUUGGGGGAUCAAAUGAAACAUAUCUAAUGUCCAUUAGAGUAUCUUCUGUUGCAGAAAUGGCAUUCCUGUGGGCAGCAGGGACCAGGUCUUGGAACUUCAUUUUACCUCCGUGUGAUUUUAGCGCUCUGCAUCGGGCCCUUGUUAUAAAAGAUAAUCACAUAAUGGUUGUGGUUUGUGGAUCAAGCUGCCCGAUUUGCUCUUCCGAGAAAUAUUGGACGAAAGUCUUAACAUGUUUGUAUUCCUGACAUGAUUUGGACUAUGAAUGUCCAAGUAAAUUCCACUUAUCAAAUGUU